AUGUCGACUGCAAUUGGCAGACCGCAACGUCCCAUCUCACGAGCCGACUUUCCGCUUGCCAUCAUCUGCGCUCUUUCCCUCGAAGCCGAUGCGAUAGAGGCGCUAUUUGAUGAGGACUGGGACUGCCAUGCGUACAGCAAAGCUGCCGGCGACCCCAAUUCCUACUCGACUGGACGCAUCGGUCAUCAUAAUGUCGUACUCACCUACAUGCCCGAAGCAGGAAAGGCCAACGGAGCCGCUGUCGCAACCAACUGUCGCGUCAGCUUCCCCUGUCUCAAACUAGCCAUCGUCGUCGGGGUCUUUGGAGUCAUACCUUUCACCCCUGGACCCCGGGAUGCACACCAUGAGAUCAUAUUGGGUGAUGUCAUUGUCAGCCAAAGCGUUGUCCAGUACGAUUUGGGACGACAAUACCCCGCCACUUUUGAGUACAAAGAUACCAAUGAGGAGGCUCUUGGGAGACCCAACGUUGAGAUCCGCUCCCUGCUAUCGAAGCUGAAGAGCCUCCGAGCGCGAAGAGCAUUUGAGUCCGACAUGAGAAAGUUUCUCUCAAUCCUGCAAGAAGAUAGAGAACUAGCAGCCCACUACCCCGAACCAGGGACAGAUCGCCUAUUCGAGGCUACCUACCGACAUGUGGACAACGACGUGCCAUGUGACAAGUGCGGCUGCAACGGAAAGCUUGUCCCGCGACAGCGGCUCAGACAGGGAGUACCAGAACCCAGAGUGCAUUUUGGAAGGAUCGCGUCUGGCGACACCGUCAUGAAGUCUGGAGAGGAUCGCGACGACAUCGCAAGAAAGCUUGGCGUCAUUGCCUUUGAGAUGGAGAGUGCUGGCGUUUGGGACAGUCUACCAUGCUUGGUUGUCAAGGGCGCGUGUGAUUAUGCUGAUAGCCACAAAGCUAAGGCUACCCAGAACUACGCUGCAGCGACUGCCGCUGCUUGUACCAAAGCUAUACUGCGCCAUUGGGUUGUUUCUACCCCUCCUGUCUUGGUCCCUUUCCCGCCCAACGACGAGUUUGUUGGACGACAGGACAUUAUUGGCAACUUGCGUCAACAACUAAGUCCUGAGAAGUCUCACGCUGUCGCAGCCGUCUUUGGCUUAGGAGGAGUAGGAAAAACACAGAUUGCUCUGGCUUAUGUACACGAGCUACACGCACAGAGUCCAGACCUGUCAAUCUUUUGGGUUUAUGCGAGCAAUGAAGAGCGCAUGCGGCAAGCAUAUGCCAAUAUUAUGCAGCAGCUCAAGAUUCCCUCCGGCGGAGAAAACUCGGAUGUUCUCGAGCGGGUAAAACAAUGGCUAGAAGCCCAGCAUCACAAGCCGUGGCUUAUGGUCAUCGACAACGUCGACGAAUUGGAUCUUUUCUAUGGAACUGGUGGUCUCGGCCGAUAUUUUCCAACCUGUGCUCAUGGCAAGUUACUUAUCACCACAAGAAAUCGGCAAGUAGCUGUACGGGCUACCAAAGGCCGGGGCUUCAUCGAGGUAUCGCGUAUGACCGACAGUGAAGCACGGGAACUCCUUGGUGCACACCUUGGAUGCUUGGAAUCUGACAUUGCCGAUCUGUCGACAUUGGCUCUGAAGCUUGAGUACCUUCCUCUGAUACUGGUGCAAGCCGCUGCAUUCAUACAAGAGAAUAGCAUCUCGGUCAGAGAGUACUUAGCCCUUCUCAAAAACGACAAGAAUAUGGUAGAAUUGCUCAACGAAGACUUUGAAACAAGCGGAAAGGAUCCGGACUCACUGCGAGCCGUUGCCAGAACUUGGAUGAUUUCAUUCCGACAAAUAAGACACCAGAACAAACUAGCUGGCGAAUUACUGUCUUUGGUAUCUACUUUUCACCAUCAGCAUAUCUCAGGGAACCUCUUGGCCGAUUACGUAUCGUGCAUUUACGACCGAGAAAGUUCUUUGGAACUCGUCAAGGCCAUUGGAGUUCUAAAGGCUUUCUCUAUUGUGUCCGCGGCAAAAGAUAACGGCAUUUCUAUGCAUCGUCUGAUACAACUGGUAAUGCGCAGAUGGCUGUUCCAGGAAGGCAUCGUGGAAAACUUCUUGCAGAAUGCAAUGAUGUUAAUGCACAGUAAACUUGGUGCGAUACUUAACGAAGACGGAUAUAUGCAAAUUGAGUAUAUCAUAGCUCUUGUGCCAUACAGUUUUACGUUGCAAAAAAGGUGGCUAUAA
This is a messenger RNA of Fusarium verticillioides 7600, 2166 nucleotides long. RefSeq lists its product as hypothetical. Gene Ontology annotation, molecular function: catalytic activity; ADP binding. Gene Ontology annotation, biological process: nucleoside metabolic process. The transcript has 4 exons. The record is from RefSeq and is a predicted model, not a curated record. The coding region runs from base 1 to 2166 and encodes 721 amino acids. NCBI's taxonomy places the organism in Eukaryota, Fungi, Ascomycota, Sordariomycetes, Hypocreales, Nectriaceae.